Messenger RNA from Hyalella azteca, 1112 nucleotides. RefSeq names its product microsomal glutathione S-transferase 3. Gene Ontology annotation, cellular component: membrane; nuclear envelope; endoplasmic reticulum. Lineage: Eukaryota; Metazoa; Arthropoda; Malacostraca; Amphipoda; Hyalellidae. The coding region runs from base 214 to 633 and encodes 139 amino acids. Gene Ontology annotation, molecular function: glutathione peroxidase activity; glutathione transferase activity. The transcript is spliced from 4 exons. The record is from RefSeq and is a predicted model, not a curated record.
GUAGCGAACUCAAGCGUUUGCUCGCAUAUACUGUGCGGUCACUUAGGCAUCUGCAAAUGGAAGUUAUUCCCCGACAUAGCUCCGACGCAGAUAAGAGACACUUCCGUUACUGUUUCAUUUAACAAUAUUUCGCCAUGUUUUACAGUCUGAUCAGUUCAAAUUCGAACAAGUUUCUAGACAUUUUUUCUAUAUUUCGCGAUUACAUAACUCGUGAUGGUGGUCGUAGAUAUCCCCGCAGAAUAUGGCUACUGCGUUCUGGUCGCCGUGGGCUCUCAGUUCGUGCUCAUGUGGAAGGCCGUUCAGGUUGGCAAGAUGCGCAAGAAGUUCAAAAUCUACUACCCUGUGAUGUACAGCCCUGACAACGCUCUCUUCAACUGCUAUCAACGCGCACACCAAAACACGCUGGAAGUGUACCCGCAGUUCCUGACGUGUCUGGCGUUCGGGGGCUUGUACAACCCGACGAUGUCGGCAGCAGCGGGGGCCGUGUGGGUGGCAGGCCGUGUGGCCUACGCUCUCGGCUACUACACUGGCGACCCGAAGAAGAGGAUGUGGGGAGCCUUCAGCUACGCAGGCUACCUCCCCCUCAUCUACUUCUCCGUGCGUCAGGGCGCCAAGAUGCUCGGCUGGUUCUAAGCUACAUAGCUACCUGCAACCCUUGGCCAUAGCCUGUACUGAUGCAUUUCAUAUCGGCAGCAAAGGAUGUUGCUUCUAUUCUUUCUGGAAGUUUCAUUUACUAGCAACAAAGGAAGUUACUUCCAUUCUGUCUUCAUGCAUUAGUAUCAACAGUAUCAAAUGAUGUUGAUUAUAUUCUGUUUUGUGGCAUUUCAUAUCGGCAACAUAGGAUGUUGCUUCUAAUCUUUCUUGAAGCUUUAUUUACUAGCAGCUAAUGAUGUUACUUCGAUUAUAUCUUCAUGCAUUUAGUAUCAAGAGAACCAAAUGAUGGUAAUUAUAUUCUCUCAUGUUGCAUUUUAUACCUGUAACGUUACUAAAUAAUGUUAUUUCUGAUGCUGCUAUCUUUUUAGGAUUUGAGUAGACAAUUAACCUGAAGGAAAUAAUCUGUUAAUGCAUUCAAAUAUUCCAGCAGAUACAUAAAUGGUCAUACUUUUGCUGCA